AUGGCGCUUCCCUUGCCUGUUCCUAGCUACAAUUCAAACACUCGGCCCAUCAUGGACAGCCGAUCGCCAUUCUCGUCGAGCCAUCUAGCAUCGCUUUCACCAUUUUCUUGCCCAUCGACCCGCAUGUCGCCUCAGUACGGAAACAGCUGUACGCUCACCAUUCUCAAAGCUGAUGCGGACCAUCCCAUCAAUGCACAUGACCCUAUCCACAAAAAGCCAGAUCCGUCCUCAGCUCUCACCUCUUCAACCAAGUCGACGCGCUUUGCCCCUUCCUUUUCCAGCUCACACUCUGUGUCUCAGCCAUUAUCGUCUGGUUUCGACUCUAGUGUCCAUGUUCACGCCGUCUCGGACCACGGCAUCUUGCUCCCCUUUCUCGAUCGACCCAGCGAGGUCAAGGAGCUGCUCUUUGAUACGAAACCCAAUCAGUCGCUCAUGUACAGGCUCUGCAGUGUAUUUGGAGGCGAUCCGAACCAACCCACUCGUCGCGGCAAGGACGAGCGGUGGGACGAGAUGCUCGAGCUCCUCACCGAACUCGAUCGUCCUUUGCUCGACGACGAGGACUGGCUCAUCCGCCUCGAGUCGCUCGUUAUGGAACGCUCCCCUUCUCUGUGGGCACAGCUCGCUCGCUGCUUGGGCGCAGAAGGCCUCACCUUGCAUCCAGCUAUUCAGCACGGCUCUUCGCGCUUCGAUAGCUGGGCACUGCCUUCACGCUACCUCGAUGCCGACCACCACAACGACAGUCCUCUCUCGCCGCCCUCGGACGCUUCUAGUGACGAUGGCCACGACGAGCAGAUCAACCACUCGCUCUCUGUCAACGUAGAGCCGUUACACACGCUGCCUCAAUCCUACUCGGAACAGCCUGCUGCCAAGAUGCAGAAGUCGUCCUUGCGCGAAUCGGCCUCACCUGCAGCUCCAUCCCCAUCGUCGCUUCCUGAGCACGCCGUCGGUCAUGCUUCUGGCGCUAACACCGAUUGGGCCUCACCGAGUGAAGGAUCUGUCACGUCAGCUGCUGAUGAUGCCUGCGUCAAGACCAACUUGCUCGAAGACAUUAUCGAGGAACCUCAGUCGUCGACGCACGUAGCACCAAAUACCCCAAGCAGGAGACGUUCAACUUCUGGCAAAUUUGCAGGGCUGCGCAUCUCGGCCCUCAGCUCGUCGAGCCCUCCCGCGUCUCGACGUAACUCGAGCGUCUCUAGAGACGCUUCCGGCUCGCCCCUGCCUACCGGUGCCAUGUCUCCUGCCGGUCUAGCUCCUCCCAGUCCGGAUGCUGCGCCAUUGCGUGACACUUCGACUUGUUUCGCCAAGCACCGAAGGCUCAGCACAAUCAUGGUGCACAACAACCCCAGCCAACAGCUUCAGCCUCAAGCCUUGCCACUCGACAAGGCCCCUUCUCUGCAGACGUCACCUUUGCGACGUCAGCGUGGUGUCAGCGAGGCUUUGCACAUUAUCCAGGGCCCUCAGGCGUGGAACCCGCAGCCGCGUCGUCGCACCCAAAGCUUUGCACGUUCCUUUGCCGAGCUCACGUCUCCUACUCAACAGCUCGAACAGCUGCGAGCUGAGCACGCCAGAAGCGAUGCUGACCGACUGGCUGAACACACUCGGCGUAUCAGCCUCCAGGACAGCCACAGUACAUCGGCCGCUUCCGCGCCAGCCUUUGCAACCGGUACAACCGAUACAGCCGGGGCUCUCGGCUUGCACGCAAGUGCCGACAGCCCAGACUCGCUCGACCUGAGCGCACGCAAGACGUCAAGGGCUCGCGCUGGUCGCAAACGCGUUGGUAGCGUGGACAGUCGUGGCGCUGCGAGUAGCACAGGCUCUGCAUCGCUCCUAAUCCCCGGCCUUUUGCCGGAUGGUCGAACGCGACAUCCCUCGGGCAGUUGCGGCUCGCGUGAUCUGUCAGAGUCGAUUGCAGCUUUUCGCAAAACCAUGGGACUGUCCGUCUCGCCGUCGCCCAGCGAGCGCGAUGAUUCUGAACGCGGCGACACUAAGUCGGACGCUGACAAGCCGACCGAGUUGUUGACACGCAAGCGGAAGGGUUCUGGCACUGUCGAGUUACCCAAGCCUACUUCGAGAACCACCAACACGCUCGAGGCCAAAAUCUCUCGCAAGGGCUCGCCGCCCGCCUGCACUACCGAUGAACACCACCAUGCUCAGUUUCAAAAGCCCAAACACAUUCAGGAGCUUGAGAACCGCAGCCAAGCGAGCAGCAGCUCUGGCAGUGGGCUAGCCCUCGGAGGUGGCUUUUCGCUUGCCAAGUGUGGAGCCAACUUUCGACGACAGAGCCACGAUGCAACGAGCUCGCAGAGCGGCUGGCGUUGCAGCUUUAGCCGACGUGAUGCUACGCGCACCCGAGGCGUUGAGCACUAUUCGCUGCGCUCGCCUCCGGCUGUGCAACGUCGACCUGGAGGGUUUGUCUCGCUAGCGCAAGAGUACGAACGUGCCAGACAAGGACGAUGCUCGAGCGAGGUGGCGUUUUCGAUCCAUAGCAAUGCGGUGGCAAGUUCGCCUUCGAGCAGCAUCACCAGCUUUGACGUUGGUGCAAGCCAUGCUUAUCGUGCAAGCUCGGACGAGUGCAUGCCGCGGGUCGAAACGUCGCUGGCCGAAGACAAGGCUUGCAACCAGACCAAAGCCAAGCAGGCUACUAGCGUGGACGUGGUGAAAGGCGACCCGACACCCAAAGCUGGUCCAGGAGGUGGUAUGACACCGAGAGCUUCGUUUGGCGCGUGUUCACGUCCUGAGGGUCAUCCAUUUCCGAAGCUGCUGAACCGCAUGACAGCGUCUGCUGCGGACGACGAGGGUAGCGACGAGGUGAGCGUUGCUAAACGCAAUUGCUCACUCGGUCCAGCGACGCCACUGAGCCCGCUCGAAUCGUGUCGUACGCGUCUAAGUCCUUCACCCAGUGCCACGUCGAGCAGCACGCAGUCCAGCCCGCGCUCGCCUAGCAUUGUGUUCCCGAUCUCGCCCAACGCGUCCAUCUCUCGAGCGGCUGAGUUCAGGAAAGCUCUUGACACGCCCGCAUGCCAAGCCGCGUUUAGGCGCAUCCAUGCCACGUGCGGCGCAUCCACCGCCUCAUCGAUCCGCGAAUUGGUCACCACCUCGGAACGCAGCCAGAUGCACGACGAGCACUUGCUAGAACAAGUGGCGCAUCAGAUCGGCCUUGUCGAUCACCAGCACGCUCAACAGGUCGGAGGCAAACAAGCGCAAGAUGCCGACAUGGUGCUGGCCGAACCAGGGUACGAGGAGAGAUGGCAAACGUUUGUCGAUCUGUGCAAAAGCUUGGGUGUUGGCCAGUACGAGCUGGGCUUGGCCAAGAGACGCUGUGGCCCUGCCAUUGAUACCUGUCGUUGA
Mycosarcoma maydis (corn smut) is the source of this 3348-nucleotide messenger RNA. RefSeq lists its product as uncharacterized. The transcript has a single exon. Lineage: Eukaryota; Fungi; Basidiomycota; Ustilaginomycetes; Ustilaginales. The coding region runs from base 1 to 3348 and encodes 1115 amino acids. The record is from RefSeq and is a predicted model, not a curated record.